CACAAGGGACAGUGACGUCACGUUUGGCCAGGUUACGCGUCUAAACAGACGUUCGUGCUUCGGCGGGCUGACCUGCCAUUUUUGAUCUGAUUCAAACUGGACGUGAGCAUCGCUCUUUUUGGGCCACAGACUGACACCUAAUUAGUUUAUCACGCUAUUCAGCCAUUCUGCGGGUGGAUUGUUAUCCUGUUUGACAAAUAUCACCAUGGAAGAAGACGAUCUAAGCGGUGAUGUGGACUUCGAUUUCUUUGAAGUGAACAGCACGUCCCACCGUUCCAUUUCCCCAGUGCCCGGAGGAGAUAGAGAUGUUUCUACGCAGCAGAAAAGUGCCGAUAGCAGAGGUAGGAAUGUAUCGGGGGACCAGAACAGUGUGAGGAGCGGUAGCAGCGUCAAAAUCACCGCGAAAAUUCCGACGGGCUCCCCCCGAUUGUCGGCGAGCUACAGCUCGGAUGAGUUCGACUCGGAGGGGGAGGGCAGCGGCAGUGAGAGUGACACUGGUGCGGGGAAACGGAGAACCCGAGCGACGACGCCUAGCCACGGUAAACAGCCUGUGAGUAACAAAAGCAUGGGCAGCGCCGCUAGCAAGCACAGUGUGACCAAAAGGGAGGUUUCACCAGAGUCAGACUCGCCCGUAGAAUCCCCGAGAAGUAGAUCGAGCUCUCGCAGUAGCUCCAGGGGGAGGAAGGAAUCCAGGUCGCGGUCCAGAUCCCGUUCAAGCUCGCGAAGCUCGGACAGUGUUACCGACGUUUCCCCGCUAUCCUCCCCCAACCUCAGCCCGGAGCUGCGCAGAAAAUCCCAGAAGGGCGUAGCGACCACCGAAAGUCAAAGUCAAGUGCGUCAUCACCGUCACCAGACAACUUCCCCCGGCUCUCGUGACAACCACCGGCACAGGAGAAAUCCAGGUGUUACAGGUAAAAGGCAGGUGAAAACAAUAGGUGUCGACCGCCAGGGCCAGGAGAGGCCCAUGCACAAAGAUGUACGGUUUAAAGAGGGAGACGACAAUGCGGUUGAGGAUAAAGACGAAGCAUUACUUCUCACCGAUGACUCAGACACCAUGGAACUUAACAGAUUACUUGCAGCGGUUCUUGACAUGGAGAAGAGGCCCAGAUCGGCGUCUGGCACGCCAACAACGGGCCAGCGUAGCAGGAAUAUGACAUUCAGUAACGACGAAG
This is a messenger RNA of Branchiostoma floridae (Florida lancelet), 1172 nucleotides long. RefSeq names its product cilia- and flagella-associated protein 97-like. The record is from RefSeq and is a predicted model, not a curated record. Lineage: Eukaryota; Metazoa; Chordata; Leptocardii; Amphioxiformes; Branchiostomatidae.